Molecule: messenger RNA, 1052 nt
Organism: Erythranthe guttata (spotted monkey flower)
Lineage: Eukaryota; Viridiplantae; Streptophyta; Magnoliopsida; Lamiales; Phrymaceae
Source: RefSeq, a predicted model, not a curated record
AAUGAGGCCUUAUUUAUUUAAUUAACAUUUCGGAUGAUUUUUUAACAUUUUGGAUGAUGUUUAUUUAUUCCUUUGCAGUUUGGACAGCAAGGAGACUUGUACAUUGGUUUCUAAACAUGGAUAAAGAAUGGGUGAAAUUUGACAGACGUGGGAAAAAAUACCAGGAGGCAGCACGUAGUUUUGCCAAUGCAGCUCGUGCGCGAUCGGGAGAUUCAGAUAUGAUUGUGUGCCCUUGUUUGCAAUGUAGAAACUUGCAGCACCACCACUUUGAUAUAGUGUACGAACACAUUGUCAUAAAAGGGUUCGAUCCUAAUUAUAAAAUUUGGUUCUUUCAUGGUGAAAGACCAAACGGGUCGACCCAAAACGAGACUAAGGGAGAACCUUGUGUCGCUCGAGAAGAAGAUGCUAAAAAUCUCGUCAGAAAAGCAGAGUGUCCGUUCAAUGAAGUUGUUGGCAACAAAAAGGUCGAGCUGACGAAUUUCCCUUUCUUUUCUUGCAGUGCGUGUACGUAUUGGAGGAGAAAUCGUAGUGAUUAUUACGUUGCUUUCAAUAGUCUUGAAUACGAUCUCGAUCUUCAGUCGCUUCGAAGUGUUCGAGUUUGUGAACACAGUUUUGGUGCUACUCCGUCUAAAGUAAAUCCAACAAAUCUAGGUAUUAAUGCUCGAGUCGACAAUUUUGAAGCAAUGCUGAAAUCUUUAGAGCGCAGGAUGGAUGCUUUCGAAGCUAAAUUGGAAGCACUUUUGAAAGUACAUCAACAGUCGGAGCAAGAAAGUCAUUCGAAGCCCACCGAUUAUCAAAAUGCAAAGUGUCGGUUAUUACAUUGGUAUAAUGUUGAAGCUGAAGAAGUUGUAGGUGAAGGGCAUAUUGUUUCGGUUGACCCACGCGCUAAAGUUUACGAUAUGCCUCUUGGUAGAGAUUGUUGCAAGGUGUUGGUUAACGCGGUUUUCGAUGAAGAUUUGGAUUUGAUUAGACGCGCGGGCGGAUUUAAAAAGCUUAGUGAGGCUUUAGGAAGUAUAGUUGCGUGGCCAAAAAGUUGUAUCAAAUUGAUUUAG